This is a messenger RNA of Erpetoichthys calabaricus (reedfish), 906 nucleotides long. RefSeq names its product nucleolar protein 6-like. The record is from RefSeq and is a predicted model, not a curated record. Gene Ontology annotation, biological process: rRNA processing; tRNA export from nucleus. Gene Ontology annotation, cellular component: CURI complex; small-subunit processome; UTP-C complex. The transcript has 8 exons. NCBI's taxonomy places the organism in Eukaryota, Metazoa, Chordata, Cladistia, Polypteriformes, Polypteridae. The coding region runs from base 1 to 906 and encodes 301 amino acids.
AUGGGCCUCCUCGAUGAAAGCCAGAAAUCCUCACUGAGAUCCUACAAGAGAAAAGGACUACUUGAACCAGCGUUUCCAUCGAAGCGUGCAUUAUACCUCUGUGGUCUGGCGCAUCACUUGCUCUGCAGACCUGUGAUUAGUAGCAUGCAUUUUACUUUUCUUCAUGGAGAUUACAUAAGACCCAUCCUCCUGGUUAGAUCAGCUGAUAAAGACCUGCAUUCUGUGACGUUGCGCCUUUAUGUCUGCAUCCCAGCUGAUUUCUUUAAGCCUUCUCGUUUCCAUAUAUGCAGGAACAAUAUUCGGAGUGCUUGGUUCCAAGGAUGGGAGAAUGCUACACAAGAAAUCAGUGAGCCACCCACUCCCCACUACAAUAAUGGUAUAUUAAGGGAAGCUUUAAUAGAAGCUCAUCUUACCUUUCUUAAUGCUGCUCUUGCUGACUUUCCAGGCUGUAAAGAAGGUAUUAUGUUGCUGAAAAUAUGGUUGCGGCAAAGGAAGCUUGAUCAGGGUUUUGGUGGCUUUACAGGAUUCCAUGUUUCCAUGCUGGUGGCAUACCUUAUUUCCAGAAAUCAAAUAAGCCCUGUGAUGAGUUCCUAUCAAGUCUUGAGAAGUGUUCUGCACUUUCUUGCAAUCACAGAUCUGACAGUAAAUGGCAUCACACUGGCUACAAACCCUAACAGUUUGGGGCCCACCCUUUCAGAAUUUCACAGUGCAUUCCAAGUUGUCUUCAUUGAUCCUUCUGGAUUUGUAAAUGUUUUUGCUGCUAUGACAACCAGCCGAUACAAACAGGUGCAACAUGAGGCUCAGCUCUCAAUGCAGGUUUGGGAUAACCCCAAUUUUGAUGGGUUCCAUGCUCUCUUCAUGACAACCAAAACACUUGUACGGAGCUUUGAUCAUGUUUUCCAGUAA